Molecule: messenger RNA, 740 nt
Organism: Labeo rohita (rohu)
Lineage: Eukaryota; Metazoa; Chordata; Actinopteri; Cypriniformes; Cyprinidae
Product: CD48 antigen-like
Exons: 4
Source: RefSeq, a predicted model, not a curated record
GACUGGUGUGUUUGGUGCAGAAACAAAUGAGAUGUCAGUGUCAGUGAUGGAGGGAGAUUCUGUCACUUUAAAAACUAAUGUUACUGAAUUACAUGAAGAUAACAUCAUUGCAUGGAAAUUUGGAGCUGAAAAAUCUCUCAUCGCUAAAAUAACUGAGAAACUAAACUUUUCAACAUUUGAUGGUCUUGAUGGGAAAUUCAGAGACAGACUGAAGCUGGACAAACAAACUGGAUCUCUGACCAUCACAAACAUCACAACUGAACAUGCUGGACUCUAUGAACAACAGAUAAGGGGAGCGAAACUGUCAUUAAAAACAUUCAGUGUUUCUGUUUAUCCUCUUCUGCCUGUACCUAUCAUAAAAACAGACUGCUCUUCAUCAUCAUCUUCAUCACAGCAGAAUUGUUCAUUGUUGUGUUCAGUGGUGAAUGUGAGUCAUGCGUCUCUCUCCUGGUACAAAGGAAACAGUUUAUUGUCCAGCAUCAGUGUGUCUGAUCUCAGCAUCAGUCUCUCUCUACCUCUGGAGGUGGAAUAUCAGGAUAAAAACACCUACAGCUGUGUGAUCAACAAUCCCAUCAGCAACCAGACCAGACACCUGAACAUCAGCAAACUCUGUCACACAUGUUCAGACUCAAAUUCUCUGACAGUGUUGAUCUCUGUUGCUGCUGCUGAAUCUCUGUUGAUUGUUGUUGGAUUUGGGAUCUUCUGCAUCUGCUGGAAAUGUAGAAGAACUAAUGAAGAAG